This is a messenger RNA of Annulohypoxylon maeteangense, 2980 nucleotides long. RefSeq names its product RNA12 protein-domain-containing protein. NCBI's taxonomy places the organism in Eukaryota, Fungi, Ascomycota, Sordariomycetes, Xylariales, Hypoxylaceae. Gene Ontology annotation, molecular function: RNA binding. The transcript is spliced from 2 exons. The record is from RefSeq and is a predicted model, not a curated record. The coding region runs from base 364 to 2922 and encodes 852 amino acids. Gene Ontology annotation, cellular component: mitochondrial inner membrane.
GCAAGGAUUCGACAAUCGAGGAUACUUUGGGGAAUUCGUAUAACCCGUUGUACCUUGAUAUCCUCGUCGAUUGCUCUUUCUCUUUUCCCUUACUUUAGACUUCAAGCUCUUUCCGGCGAAAUAUGUAGUGUGGCUUGACCUUUGUGGCACAGUUGUCCCUCUUCCCCUCCAAUUGUGGCUACUCAAAUACGCAAAGCUACCCGAAAUAUCCACGAUGACCUCAUCGGCCUAUAGGAAAUGAGAAGAGCUAACCGAGCACUAAUACCAAUAAAUCCUUACGCAAUCUUCAAAAUAUUCUUUUUUUCUUGCUUCCUAUAUCCUAUAACCUAUAAGCAUGGGGUACUGCUUUGAAUUUACUGAACAAUGAUCUCACGAUUCGCGAGUUCCUGCCCCAGGAACUUGCCUGGCUUGAGAACUCCAAGCUCAAUCCUUAGGUCUAGACCCAUCGUCACCCCACGUUACCAGCUAAGAUGGACCCCAGCACUGAGAGCUUGGGAAAGUACCACAACGGGGGAAGGGAAGAGUGGACAUAUCGACGCAGCCCCGAAUGAGUCUAUUCUGUGGAUCGAUAAUUUGUUUCCCCUGAAACUUUCCGGUUUGUUACGAGCGCCAUGGAGGGGUCCUGACGAAGAUCUCUCCAAAUUGAUGGAGAGAUUUGAAAGCUCGUCUCUAGGUUUACUUGAUCCAAUUAAUCUAGUCAAGCGUGCCAUUCCUGAGACAGCUCCAGUCAAGAUCACGGAAAUACUACCUCGUCUGAAGGAUGGUGGUGCAUUUGUCAAAUUCACCUAUCCAUCCAACGUAUCUGUUCAAGAGAUCGAAACAACUAUCACUAAAUCUCUAAAGGAGAAACCCGUGAAGCCAAUUUUUAGCCUUUGGAGAGGGGUUCAGGCUGGAUUGGUCCACGGUAUCCCGUGGCUAGAGGAUCUACAUAGAUUCCCUAACGAUCGACUAAGGGUUGAGUUUGUCCCCAAGGUUCCCGGUGAACAAGCAGUUGAACUAUCACAAGAGACCUUGUACAGCUUAUUCCGUAAAUAUGGUAAGAUCGCUGAGAUUAGUUCACAGCCGUGGGAUUCUAAGGUCCUUCCACGAUAUUCCUAUGUCGACUUUGCCCUAGUAAGAGAUGCCAUUAUGGCACGAAAUUGCUUGCAUGGCUUCAUCGUACCGGAAAAUCUUGGUGGAGGCAAGCUAGGGACAAAGCUUCAGAUGUCUUAUGAACAGCGGACAAAGCCACAUCGGUUCUGGGAGUGGAUAUCAAGCCACCCGAGAAUUGUUAUUCCUGUUGUAGUUGCACUACUGACUGGUCUCACCGUUAUCAUAUUCGAUCCAAUCCGAUCAUUCUUCGUCAAAGCUCACGUCACUCAAAAAUACCGCCUCAGCAACAGCAGAGUGUACAGAUGGCUUCGACAACGAACAUUUGACAUCUUGAGUCUCAAAAAGGAGAAAGCAGAUCAGGCAGGGUUGAAUGCACUUUGGACUCACCGGAAAGACUUGAUCGAUGAGAUCCAGAAAUGGCUCUUGGAAACCACUGGGACCUUCAUUGUCGUCCAAGGACCUCGCGGUUCUGGCAAGGAAGAACUAGUGCUAGAUCAAGCUUUGAAGGGAAGAAGCAAUGUCCUUGUCAUCGAUUGUAAGAAAAUCGUAGAAGCUAGGGGCGAAUCAGCAACGAUCAAGAACAUGGCUGCCUCCGUUGGUUACCGUCCUAUCUUCUCCUGGGCGAAUAAUGUUAGCAGCAUGGUCGAACUAGCUGUACAGAGUACGACUGGUGUAAAAGCCGGUUUCUCCGAGACCUUGGAAUCGCAAAUCCAGAAGAUCCUACAGACAACUGCCAGCGCCCUUACAGAAAUCGGUGUUUCCAACCGCAGCAAGAAUGAUUCGGAUGCUUCACUCGCUGUUGACGCUUACCUCGAAGCACAUGCCGAGAGAAGACCUAUCGUCGUGAUCGACAACUUCCUCCACAAAGGCGACGCUAACACCAUCGUCUACGAAAAGAUUGCCGAAUGGGCCGCUGCUCUCGUCCAGUCUAACAUCGCCCACGUCAUAUUCCUAACCAACGACACCUCUUACUCGAAGUCCCUCUCUAAGUUCCUACCCGACCGCAUCUUCCGCCAGGCUGCCCUCGGUGAUCUCUCCCCUGACGUCUCCAAACGCUUCAUCUUAAGCCACAUCAACAACGACGACGACCAGCCUAAAAAGGAAGACACAAACGAACCCACCGAAAAGUCACCUCUAAUCCAACCCGACCUAACCGACCUCGACGCCAGCAUCGACAUCCUCGGCGGCCGCCUAACAGACCUCGAAUCCCUAGCCCGUCGUCUAAAAGCCGGUCAAAGCCCCAAACAAGCCGUCGCAGAAAUAACCGAGCAAUCCGCGUCCGAGAUCCUCAAGAUGUUCCUGCUCCCCGGCAAAGCCACCCACGACGGCGAGCACGCCUGGUCCGUAGAACAAGCCUGGCACCUCGUGAAAUCGCUCUCCGCCACCACCGCCAGCGACGGCCUCCGGUACAACGAAGUCCUGCUGCACAACACCUUCGCGUCCUCGACCACGGCCCCCGACGGCGAGUCCGCGCUCGAAGGUCUCGCGAACGCGGAACUCAUCACCGUGCGCAGCGCGAACGGACGCCCGGGGUGCAUCAUGCCCGGGAAACCCGUGUACCAAGCCGCGUUCCGGCAGCUAGUGCAGGACAAGGCGCUGGCCGCGAAGAUGGAUCUUGCAGUUUUGACCGAGCUCGUGAAGGUUGAGAGCAAGACGAUCGAUAAGGUGGAGGGGGAACUGGCGUUAUUGGGGGCGUUGCCGAAGCAGCCGCGGGAGACGGGGCCAAGGGUGCAGUAUUUGCUGAGUAAGUUGGAGGCGGCGCAGAGACGGAUCGAGGGGUUUGAGAGGGAGAUUGGGGCGUUGAAGAAGGUUUUGGGGACGGAGUAUUAGGGUAGGUACCUAGGUCCUAGGUAGGAAGUGGGCUUGAUGGAUGGGGUUUGUAAAAAGC